This is a messenger RNA of Macroventuria anomochaeta, 232 nucleotides long. RefSeq lists its product as uncharacterized. The transcript has a single exon. The record is from RefSeq and is a predicted model, not a curated record. Bases 45 to 215 code for a protein of 56 amino acids. Lineage: Eukaryota; Fungi; Ascomycota; Dothideomycetes; Pleosporales; Didymellaceae.
CAAUGCAUAAUCACAGACUAUUUCCAUAAGCAGUUGACUAAACCAUGGACAAACUCCCCGCGGUUGCUGGUCUGGCGAGAAGAUUUGAUGAACUAAGUCCAAUACCUAACAACGAGUAUCUUGCCGGACUCUGGAAGCAUACCCUGCGGUACGAUCUUUGGGUUCACGACUCCGUCCGCGAUUACGGAUGUCUCAACGAUGUAGAUCGCAGCUGAAGGGUCCGGAAGUAUCG